AUGUUCCCCUCCGCCCUCAUCGCCGUCACGGCUCUCGUCGCUGUCGCCAGCGCGCAGAACACAACUGUCGAGCCAACGGGAAACACAACUUACUUCUACGGCGACGAUGGCGCGCUCCAGAUCGACCCUAAUGUGGUCGACUCUUCCCUGCGCUCCGCAUGGUGCACUGGUCAACAGAACAACUGCCCCAAGGUUUGCGGUGGUCAGGUCGCCGCUGGUGGCAACAAAUGCGAGGACACCACGCUUGACUGGACUUGCACCUGCUCGGACGGCAGCACACCCAACAUCACUGAUUACGCCGAGAUGAUCCCAUCAUAUGUCUGUGAGCGCUGGAUCGACCUCUGYGUCAUGGCACACCCCGACCAGAGAACGCCUCAGCAAGAAUGCCGAUCCAUCACCUGCGGUGAGAAGAACGCAUCUGAAGCGGACGCGGGCUCCAGCAGCUCCAGCUCCAGCGCACCAGCCAGCUCGCAGACCCCCUCAUCCACAAGUGGCUCUGGCUCCGCCUCUGAGAGCUCCCCAACAUCCUCCUCGACCCCAUCCGACACUGGCGCUGCCGCUGCCUUGAACGUUGCUCAAGCCUACGGCUCCAGCAUCUUUGCUGCCGGCCUUCUCGGUAUCUUCGGUCUGGCGUUGUAG
Messenger RNA from Ramularia collo-cygni, 639 nucleotides. RefSeq lists its product as uncharacterized. The transcript has 2 exons. The record is from RefSeq and is a predicted model, not a curated record. The coding region runs from base 1 to 639 and encodes 212 amino acids. Lineage: Eukaryota; Fungi; Ascomycota; Dothideomycetes; Mycosphaerellales; Mycosphaerellaceae.